AAUGAGCGGUGGCAAGCUGUCGUCGAUAAGGAUAAGACAUUUGACGGAGCAUUCGUUUACGCAGUAAAGACUACGGGUAUCUUUUGCCGACCCGUCUGCAAGGCAAGACUGGCAAGGCGCUCAAACGUAGACUUCUACGACUCGGCCUCAAACGCGGUAGAAGCUGGCUUUCGCGCAUGCAAGCGCUGCCAGCCACAGCUUGCGGCCUUCGAUCCAACCGCCGGCAGCAUUGCGAAGGUCUGUUCGAUACUGCAAUCUUUACCGCCGGACAGUCCUUCGCCGAGGCUAGAGAGUCUCGCGAAGCAGGCCGGGUUGACCAAACACCAUUUCCACCGGCUUUUCAAGCGAGAAACCGGACUGACUCCACGAGAGUACGCACUCUCCUGUAGG
Messenger RNA from Baudoinia panamericana UAMH 10762, 390 nucleotides. RefSeq lists its product as uncharacterized. The transcript has a single exon. Gene Ontology annotation, molecular function: sequence-specific DNA binding; zinc ion binding; DNA-binding transcription factor activity. The record is from RefSeq and is a predicted model, not a curated record. Gene Ontology annotation, biological process: regulation of DNA-templated transcription; DNA repair. The annotation marks the transcript as partial. NCBI's taxonomy places the organism in Eukaryota, Fungi, Ascomycota, Dothideomycetes, Mycosphaerellales, Teratosphaeriaceae.